UGCAGUCUCUGCUCCAUCUCCUGGCGCUACUCUCUGCCCCAUGUCUUUAUCCAACACUGUCCCUGGUGCAAGCCCACCCUGACCAGGCAGCCGGGGCUCAGUCCUGUCUAACUCCGCCCAGUGGAAGCGGGGUUCCCUCCCUCCUUCCUACUCACUACUUCUGCCUAACUCCUGUAAGUCUGUGGCGGUCGGUUCCUCUGCCGGGGUGGGUGCUGGUCGGGUCCUAGUGGAGAACUGUCACCCGUUGUCGUGUGCUGGAAUCGAGGACUGCAGCCUGUUGCUUGCUCUCCCUGCCUGUUAACUCCUCUUUAACUGAAACGUGAUUAAACCCAGCUCUGAUUCCGCCUUAGCUCAGAUCAUAUCGGCAGUGGACCUCAAGAGAGGAUCAGGCGAUGGCAAGGAUUGGAUUCACUUCUGGUUCGCCCACCUGCACCAAGAGUAAGUAAUACCAAAGGUUUGGAUCAGUGCACAGAGUUCUGUGUUUCUCCUCAACCCUGUGGUUCCUCAUUUGAUGAUCCUUCAUUCAGUCAUGUCGAAUCAUAUGGACCUCCUCACAGAACUCCCAUUCCUGGAGAGGCUGCCUACCCCAGACCGCCUCAGAGCUGCAAAGAAACGCCGGACGCAACAGCUGAAAAAAUGGGCACAGUAUGAGAAAGAGAUGCAGAAUAAGAAGAGGAAAACUGACAAGAAGAAAAACACAGAGAAUCACCAACGAGUCUCCUUCACUCCGAAUGUUAUGCUCUUAGAGGCUUCAUCAAGGAAUGAUAUUGAAGAAGUGAGCCUCUUGCUGAAAAAGAAUGUGAACCCAGAUCUGUGCAAUGAAGAUGGACUCACUGCAUUACAUCAGUCCUGUAUCGAUAACUUUGAAGAGAUGGUAACACUGCUUUUGGAUCAUGGCACCAACGUGGAUGCGAAGGACAAUGAGCUGUGGACGCCUUUGCAUGCAGCUGCCACGUGUCGACACACCAACCUCGUCAAAAUCCUCAUCGAACGGGGAGCUGACUUGCUGGCAGUCAAUGCAGAUGGGAACAUGCCCUAUGACUUGUGUGAUGAUGAUCGGACUCUAGAGAUCAUCGAGACAGCAAUGGUUAACCAGGGGAUCACUCAGGAGAAAAUUGACCAAACCCGCACUGCAAUAGAGCAGCAAAUGAUUAUAGACAUCAAAGAUGGUAUUCAGGCGGGUGCUGAUCUGAAUGCAAGAGAUGCACAGGGAGCCACCUUGCUCCAUGUGGUUGCUGCCAAUGGGUACUGCACAGUUGCUGAGCUCCUUCUCGAACACGGGGCCAAAGUAAACAUCAAGGACCAUGAAGGCUGGGAACCACUGCAUGCAGCUGCCUGCUGGGGUCAGAUGCAAAUUGCAGAAUUGCUGACAGCUCACGGUGCGAGUCUCAACGCCAAGACGAACCUGAAAGAAACACCAAUUGAUCUCUGUGAUGAUGAGGAGUUCAGAGUCUUACUUCGACAGCUCAAGCACAAACAUGAUAGCAUCCUGAAAUCGCAGGGCAAGAACAAGUCAUCUCUAAGCAGGAGAACCUCUAGCGCUGGAAGUCGAGGGACGGUGGUGCGGCGAGCCAGUGUGUCGGACCGAAAUAAUUUGUACAGGAAAGAAUGCGAGCAGGAAGCAAUUAUCUGGCAGCAGAUGGGGCAGAAGGAAAUGGAAAAGGAAAUCGCAGGCAGUGACGGAGAAGAUAAAGACUCCUACAAGGAUCAGGAGAAUGUGACCCCGAGUCUGUCAUCCAACUCCCAAAAAGAUGUGACGGAACAAGUUGGGUCUGUGGAAGAAUCGGCAGAUAUUGGCAGAAAGAACAGUCCUUCACUCUCAACUUCCCGGCGGUCUUCGUCCGACACGGAAUCCUUGAGGAUAUCGCCGGCGCCGGAACGAGCAAACGGCCAGGCUGUGCCUGACAAUUCCAGCCCUGCUCCUUCACCACAGCCCAGCAGGGACAGGAGCAGCCAGACGCUGUCGGAGCUGAAGCGACAGCGAGCGGCCGCCAAGCUGAAGAAGCAACUGUCUCAGGAAGCAGCUCUGGCCAACGGCCUGGGGAGCAUCUUAGAAAGUGAGCAGCUUCAGUCCAAAGGCAGCCCGGUGGGCUCGAGGACACCGGAGGUCAGUCCCAAUGGGAACUCGCUCUAUUAUUACCAGCCCAGUGGGGACCCUCCGUUAUUAAAACUGAAGGCACCAUUGGAGGAACUGGAUGCUAAGGGACAGGGCUGCUGUAGGAUUGUGUGAUGAAAGGAAAGGACCUGCAAAUGUGUUCUGUUACACAUUGCACUUGGGCCAGAGAUGGUUACACAUUGGUAGCUGCUACAUUGAAGUACUGACGUGAGGAUGUUAAUUUAAGCACUAUUUUAAUUCAUUGACAACUGAAUUCUCUGUAACUUUAUGGAGUUCUUUAUUCUGCAAGGUAAGAGAGAAUGACUGUGUAACUGUUUGGAGUUCCUGGCCAUCAGUAUGGUAAGGAUUCCGCACUGUAUUACUGUACAGAGUUUCUGACUCAUUUGGGACUGUCCUUUUUUUAUUCUUCGAUGCUGCAGGAUUUAAAGAGUCAUAGGGUCAUAGAGAUGUACAGCAAGUUUAAUCCAUUGGUAUUUAAUUGAAUGCCAGUUCAGCACUCAGCAUCUGUAACCAGUUUAUGAAAACGACUGUCCAUUUUGAAUGGUUUCUUUUAAAGUAAACAAUUCGCACAGUACCAGAUUGAACAAUGCUGCAUUUUGUUUUAAUGUGAGCAACUGUUGUAGAGCUUGUCCUAUUUAAGGUUAAUCCAGCAUCAAUGUUACUCCUGUCUUCAGGAGACUGCACUGCACUCUGCAGGAACUUGGAGGGAGAAAUGAUUCAUUGAGAAAUAGCUGUUUAUAGUUCAGAGAUAUUAACCUCUCACUCAUGGACAGGUUGGGUUAUCUGUACAACUGAAAAUGAGAAGAUAUGGAAGUGUUUUCCCAUUUGUCACUGAGGGAUAUUGAGUACUUCCAAGUUGGUCCUGCAGUGGUCAAUUGUGCUUUUGUAGCUAGAAGCCAGUAACUCUGCCCUGCUUCACUGAAGCCAUUCUGCCCUAGACUGGGAAAUACUCCCUUUCCCAUGUGCAUUUCAUCUCUACUGCAGCUGGAGGCAACUUUGCUUCUUGUUGGAGAGCUAUGUAGGAGUCCGGUAUUUCUUUAAAACCAGCAUUGCUUACAAUCCUGUUCUACCAAAAUCCUGCUCCCUGUCAAACCCAACUCCAUUAUUUUGGAGGGAUAACAUUCCGUGUAACGGUGAACAAGGAAUUGAAUUAUAGCAACAUGUACGAUAGCAACUGUGAUUGUCAUGUGAUCAUCUGGUAUGGUCACAUGGCAAUAUUUUCACUGUGUUAAAAAUAUCCAAAUGUAACACUCAAAGCUUAACUUGACAUAUCCCAUAGUCGUCUUGGCUGACAUUUGGAAGUCCCCAUUGUCCCAGAGGGCCAUAGGGCUGUCCUCUCACUGGAGAGAGAGAUAGGAGACAAGUGGUGAUGAAUUUCACUCAGGGUCACCAGGCCCCAGAUAAGUAGGCAGGGCUUUUAUAACCUUCAGCCAGUUUGGAAAUUGAGCCUGCUCUGUUGGCAUCACAAAUCAACUAUCCUGCCAACUGAGCUAACUGACACCUAGACUGGCAUUUCACCCUCCGAUCAGUCCCAUCAGAUUCGCUGGUUAGUUAUUACACUGUUGGUUGUGAAUCUUGCUGACUGCAAGUUGCCUGGCAUGUUUGCCUACAAAACUAGAGUGACUGUACUGCAGAAGGUUCUGAGGAAGUGAGUUGUGUUAUCCAGAUGUAAAUUUGUCCCCCUUUUUUUAAUCCAGCAUCUCACUUAACCUUGUGCGCUCUCCCAUACAGCAGACGUUGCCUCUUUUUCAUGUUGCCACCCAAACCUGCGUGAAUCAAGACAGCUUUCUUCCUCUAUUCUUGAUCUGCAACAAUUCCCUCUACUCCCCCUUUCCUGAAGCCAUGCUAGUGUACAGAUUCUCAAGGUCCAGCAGCUUUGGUUAGCACUGCUGCCUCACAGCGUCAGAGACUUGGGUUUGGAUUCCACCUCGGUGACUGUCUGUGUGGAGUUUGCACAUUCUCCGGGUGCUUCAGUUUCCUCCCACAGUGAAGAGAGUGAGCUCUGCAGAUGAUGGAGAUCAGAGUCAAAGAGGGUGGUGGUGGAAAAGCACAGCAGGUCAGGUAGCAUCCAAAGAGCAGGAGAACCAACGUUUCAAAUAUAAGCUCUUCAUCAGGAAGAUGAAGGAAAACAUCGACUCUCCUGUUCCUCGGAUGCUGCCUGACCGGCUGUGCUUUUCCAGCAACACACUUUUGGACUUACCUCUCUCAGUCCAAGGACAUGCAGGGUUAGGCGAAUUGGCUGUGCUAAAUUGCCUGUAGUGUCCAGGGACAUGCAUUUUAGGUAUUUGGCCAUGCUACAUGUAGGUUUACAGGGAUGGGGUGGGCGGAUGGGUCUGGGGAGGCUGCUCUUCACAGGGUUGGUCUGGACUCAAUGGGCUGAAUGGUCUGCUUCCACAAUGCUGGGAUUCUAAGAUCCAUUGCUGAGUGGGAAUCUCGGCUGGGCUUUGGGACACAUGGUUCAAUGAAGAAUUAGGAUCAUUUUAACUUUUACUGGGGACAGAAAAUGAGGAGCUGCAGAUCAGAUGGCCAAAUAUUCCUCUCCCACACCUCCACCUCAAUCCUCCCUUUCAUUGAAUGGAAAAGAAUGUGUGCUCUGUCAAGAGUUGUUACUUCAAUGAGUUGGUUGUACGAAAGAAAAAAGAAAAGUAAUCAGACGGAUGCUAAUGUGUGCCAGAGUUGACAGGAUUAACAGAAAUUUGAUGAUGAACCAAAUACCUCAAAGAGGGCGGGGAAAAGUGAGAUCCUUUUUUUCUGAAUUGUCCAUGUGUGCAUCUUUUAAUUGGACAAAUUUACUUUUUCACAGUGAAUUUGUUAUUGAAUGCUUCUCGGUCACAGCAUGAAAUAACCUGUCACGAGGCGAAGUAACUUCCAGAAUCCCACUGCAAUGCUCUUUCUGCAAACUCAAGCCCUGUCAGUGAGUGGCUGUCAUCUUCUUCAGCCCAGAAGGGCUAUCUCAGAGGCCCUUGGCACUUCUUCAUUUAACACUGGGAUCAUCAACUUAGAGAUGGAAACUUUAUUGGAUUCUUUCCCCAUCUCUCUCUCUUUCUCUUUCUCUUCCUGCACAUUGGAAUCGAUUGUACUGCCCCUGUAACAUUUAAGUGAGAUCUGCCAGUUUAACGCAAACUUGGAACCUGUCGGGUGUAUAUUGCUCAGCAAUUACAUCACAACAGUGACUACCCUGGUUACAAAGAGUUUGGCUACACUCCCUAAAUAUUUGGAGGGAACAAAUUUUCUUACUGAAAGGAUAAUAAUUGUAUUUUGGGGAGCAAGAUUAUUGUCAACAACUGAUUACAGCUGUAAAAAUAAUCAGUGUGGUAUGUCUGAGUAGACUGUUGAUCUGCAAUGUUAUUUGCAAUGCUAUUUUAAACAGCAUUGUGUUUAGCUGUUUUUAACAGCAAUAUUUAACAGACCAGUCUUUUCCACUCUUUAGAUUUGAGUUGAUCGUAAAACACUGGUGAAGUGCUAUUAGAGUUGGUACUAUCAAGAAGUCGGUUCAGAAGGGAUUAUUGACUGGAAGCUCUCUAAUUCAUAACAAAAUUUCCUCCAAAUCCCUUUGUUAAUCAGUGUAAUGGUAAUGCCAUUGGACUAGUAAUUCAGAAACCUAGGCUAAUGCUCUGAGAACUAAAUACAGAAAAUACUGGUUGAAAUUCAACAGUUCUGACAACAUCUGUAAAGAGAGAAACGGAGUUAAUGUUCAGAAUCCAAUCUGACUCUUUUUCAGAACUCAAUAUUUGAGGGACCCAGGUUUCAAUCCAACCAUAAUGAAAUAAGAAUUUUAUUUUAAAAAAAGCUCAUAUUAACCUUGUCUAAUGGUGACCAUGUGUCGAUCCGGUUCACUAAUGUUCUUCAGGGAAGAAAGUUUGCCUUCCUUACCUGGUUUGGCCUGUAUGUAACUCCAGACCUACAACAGUAUGGGUGACUAUUAACUGCCCUCUGAAAUGGUCAAGAGAAUCAAUCAUUCAAAUGAAAUUAGGGAAGGAUAACAAAUGGUGACCUUGCCAACAAUGCCCAGGUCCCACACGUGACUUAAAUAAAAAUUAUGAUGCUGUAAUUUCUUGCUAUGGGAACUGGCUCACAGCUAAGUGCUCAGUAUGUCAGCUGUCUGAUACAGUUAGGGGCAUACUUUGGAGCCUCCACCACAUAUGGGCACCCUGCUUGAACUGAUGAGCUGUAAUAAUCUACCUAUUACAACCCACAGUGGAUCAGUGAACUGGCUGUCAGUGUUUCUGAGUAUCCAUAGAAUCGCUAAAGUGUGGAAACAGGCCAUUCAGCCCAACAAGUCUGCAAGGACCCUCCAAACAGCAUCCCACCCAGACCCAUCCCUACCCCAUAUCUCUCCAUGGCUAAUGCACCUAACCUAUGAGCAAUUUAGCAUGGCCAAUCCACCUAAUCUGCACAUUUUUGGAUUGUAGGAGGAAACCAAAGCAACUGGAAGAAACCCAAGCAGACACAGGGAGAACGUGCAAACUUCACACAGACAGUCACCCGAGGGUGGAAUCAAACCCAAGUCCCUGGUGCUGUGAAGCAGCAGUGCUGACCACUGAGUCCCCUGGAGUACUGCAGAGUAGCAGCUUAGCCUUUUCUAGUUGCUGGGAUUUGAUGUAUCAGUAUGGUUGAGUGUUAUAGGGUGGGUGAGUAAGCCUGUGGAGGAACUCUAAAUGUUCUUUGUUACUGGACCCUAAAAAUUCUUAACUCCAAUUGGUAUUGACUCACUGGAGAGGCAGGGUUUACAGAAUUAAUGUUCAGAUGAACAAAAACAAACCUUCAAAUUCUGAUUAAUUGACAGAGCAACAGAGUGGGAUGGUGUCAGACGGAGGAGCUGAUAUAUACAAAGGCAAACAAAAGUGGAGUGUCACAGCAGGGUGUCUCCUGAUCAACUACAGGGAACUCUCUGGUAAACAGGGAAACCAUUCUCUCCAAACAUUUCUCCUGGCAUCAGCGAUGUCAAUGAGACUUAGGCAGAGUGAACACAGGACUGUAGCAGGAGAAGAUCAAAGAAAUGACAAGUUGGCAAAGAACCCUCCACCUUUCUGCCAUUCUUGAUGUCCUCCUAACCCUGGAGAGCUGUAAAAGCCAAAGGAGAAUCUCAGCACUGAGAGCUGUGGCGUUUUUUAAUGCCCCAAAUGUUGUUCAUUUUAUGUUUCCAAUGAUCAUAUUUAAAGCUUUACAAUUUAACUGCUUUUAAUUUGCAAAUGGAGAGGCAUUUUAUCAGGUAAACUGGAGGAGAAAACGGAUGUGGAGAAAUAGCACUCAUUGUUCAAGCUAAUAUGUAGGACGAUGCCAUUGAGCGGAUUAUCCCUCAAGAGUAGACAAAGUUCACCUUUUGAACCCAAAGUUUCAUGAUCAAUCUAUUGUGACUUUACUCUCACCUGAUUAAAUAGGAGAGCGAUAUUAAAUGAGAAAGGACAAAACCUUUAUUGAUAAAUGCAAAAGUCUGAAGGAGCUUGAUAGGGUAGGUAUUGAGAAUUUGUUUAGAGGGAUAUGGGCCAAACUUGGGCAAAAGGGACUAGUUUAGCUAGGGAAACAUGAUUAGCAUGGAUGAGUUGGACCAAACAGUCUGUUUCCAUGAAGUAUAACCCUGUGAUUCUAUGACUCCACAUUCCCACAAGUGGGAUCUUUCAAGCUAGGGACAUCUUUACAGAAUAAGUGGACACUUAUUUAAAAUUGAGAUACAAAGAAACGUCAUCCAGCGGGUAGUGAGUGUCUGAAAUUCUCAAACCCAGUGAGUUGUGGAGGCUCAAUCACUGAAAAUAUUUGGAGGAGGUAGAUAGGUUUUUAAAAUAUCAGACAGUUUUAGGGCUAGAACGAGGUGGCUCAGGAGAGGAGAUGAGGCCUUGGGGCAGUUAAGUCAUGAUCUUGUUGAAUGGUGGGGUAGGUUUGAGAGGCUGUACGUGCUUAUGUUCUCAAAUGUCCCUGGGUUCAAUCCACAGCCUCUUAGAGGCUGCAGGAAAUUGAGUAAAUCCUUGUCCAGCCAUUUGAAGGAGAGAAUGGGCUAUGGGGUAUCUUCCUAGAUUGUAACAGUUCCACCCCCCCACUUCAUUUUUGGAAAGUACAUAUAUGGACAAAGAUUUGGAUAUUGCAUGAGUUGUUUCAACUGAGCCUACCAUCCCUGACUAAAGGUGGGGGAAAGUGAAAAAUGCCAUGUAACCUUAAGUAUAGAAGUUGUACUAUGAUCGGUGAUUCUCAGAAUAUGAUUAUCUCUGGUUAAAGUGUGCUUAUGAUUUAAUCAUGUCGCACAGCAAUGACACUGCAACCACAAUGAGGUACUGUUGUACUGGCUUGAAGUACACACUUAAUGUUGGCAUCCAGUGUACAGCUUUUUGUAAAAUUUGGAGCUGCAUUGGGUUAGUGCCACUGGUGUGAACCUGUCACCACUUGGUGGUUUAAUAAAUGACACAAACCUGAAAGGUUUUACCAGGACAGAAGUCAGAAGGUUACGUUAACGUUCUAUUCCUCAGGGAAAAUAAUCAAGACAGGCAACCUAUUUCAAUCCUUUGUAAUUCAAGUGGGUGUAAAUUGCUUACUCAACCAUGUUAAGUUACCAAAGGGAGCCUAUUUCUCUGGUUGUCCUAUGGAAAAAAACAUUUGGCUAAUAAUAGGAUCAGGCUCUCUUUAAUGGCCCCACAGGGUUGAAAGGUUUAUUGCUACUCUCAAAUAUGCUUCAAUUGAUGAUUUAACUACUGUGCCCAAUACUGUUUACAAUGGCAGUAAUUCCAUUCAGGACUUUUUGUGGUAGAGGUUGGUGCCUUUGUGAUUUUUGUGUUAAAGAGGAGAUGAACAGGCGGGCAUAAAUUCAUUGUAUUUUAUCAUGAGCAGCAUGUGUCUUUUUUUUCAGAAAUGGGUCAAUGUCAUUGACCUUUGGAGUCAGUAGUGUGUGCACAAGUUGUGUUUUCACCUUUUUCUGCAGAUUUUGCUUUCGCCUUUGGUUGUUGCAUGUGCUAUUUUAUGCACUGGAGCAAGACCUUAUUGUAUAUCAUUUGGAACUACCCAAAACUUCUGAUAAAAUAAAAACUGUACAAUAUAUAGUUAUAUAUAUAUAAUGUGUUGAAUGUUGUUUAUAUUUUUAUAAAUGUC
This is a messenger RNA of Hemiscyllium ocellatum (epaulette shark), 9190 nucleotides long. RefSeq names its product protein phosphatase 1 regulatory inhibitor subunit 16B-like. Gene Ontology annotation, molecular function: protein binding; enzyme inhibitor activity; phosphatase regulator activity. Gene Ontology annotation, biological process: establishment of endothelial barrier; regulation of sprouting angiogenesis. Lineage: Eukaryota; Metazoa; Chordata; Chondrichthyes; Orectolobiformes; Hemiscylliidae. The record is from RefSeq and is a predicted model, not a curated record. The transcript is spliced from 11 exons. Bases 512 to 2230 code for a protein of 572 amino acids. Gene Ontology annotation, cellular component: cytoplasm.